GCUUGUUGCCGGUGCGCUGGUGGGUGGCAGUGUGUCCAUGUCCCCUUGUUUGUGAGAAAGAGAGAUAGAGAGACGGGGAGCAUGAGGAUUGCAGGGUUUUAGGAACAGAGAGGAUUUUGCUUCGAGCGGAAGUCAUAUUCAGUCUGUGACGAUGAUGAUGAUGGUGCGCAGUGGCAUGGGUCUAUGAGCAUUUUCCUGUACGAUAUGGUCGAUUGAUGUCCUUUCAGUUGUGUUUGCGUGUGCGUGGUUGUGUUGCCGGCUCGUCGUCUUCGUCCUCCUCUCCGUGAAUGAAAUCUGCAAGGAUGGAGUCAUGCUACCGGAGAUGCUGAAGUCUGUUGUCAGGACUGUUGUGGUGGUGCAGGUUGGGCUGGCCAGCCAGACCAGUGCACGCACGCUCUCUCGCUUACACGUACGAGCGAGCGAGGUCGCUGCGGAGUUUGAUUCCUGAAUUGGUGUGACUUCUUACGACAAAGGGAGCGACAAGAGUGCUGCGCAUGAUGGCCGUGUUGGUGUCCUUGUCUCCUUCCGGUGCUUCUCUCGGUACUCAUGCCCAUGCUCAAUUAUUCAACUCCAAUGCUACUGCAGCCUGCCAGCCAUCGAAUUCCAGCUCUUCUUCUUUCUCCUCUUCUUGCUCCUCUUCCUCGAGUCCGAUUUUUUCAGUUUCUUCGCGGCAAGGGCCCAGAUUCUACUCGUUCUUGGGAUGCUCGAAUGACAGAGAGGUGCUGGGAGCUUGCAAUUCGGGAUUUAGAGUUAGGGUUAAUCAGAAACGGAGACGAGAGGCGUGCAGUUGGGUGUGUUGUAGUUUGGCAGACGAGAGCGGUAGCGGUAGUGACAAUGGAACUGGGCCAAUUGGCGGGGACGGAGCUUCGUUCAGUUCUGCCAAUAGGAAUAAGCUGACGAGCCGUCGAGACAUGCUGCUGGAGUACGUAAAAAAUGUGCAACCCGAGUUCAUGGAGAAGUUCGUGAAACGAGCUCCCGAGCAGGUGGUGGAUGCAAUGCGACAGACCGUGACCAACAUGCUGGGCACUCUGCCACCACAAUUCUUCGAAAUUUCGGUCUCGACGGUGGCCGAGAAUUUGGCGCAGCUCAUGUACAGCGUGAUGAUGACGGGAUACAUGUUCAGGAAUGCCCAAUUCCGCCUCGAGCUACAGCAGAGCCUGUCGCAGGUCGCGCUUCCCGAACCCAAAGAUAAGGACUCCAUGUACGAGCCCGGAGUCAACAAAUCCAAAGUGGCGGGAGAGGUCAUGAGAUGGCACCGGGAGGACGGGCCCGAGAAAAUGCCGGCCGUGGAGUACAUCAAGAUGCUGGAGUCGGAGAUCCAGGAGCUGCAGCUGCAAUUGGACUCGAGCCGAAGAGCUUCUCGAGGUCGAAACGAGUUGCUGGAGUACCUCAAAUCCCUGCAGCCCCAAAAUCUCCAGGAGCUCACGACUACUGCAGGAGAGGAUGCCCUCGAGGCCAUGAACACUUUCGUCUCGCGUCUGCUGGGAGUGAACGAUCCCGCGCAGCUGAAAAGAGCAGCCACUGAAACCUCUGCGGCCGAGCUCGCCAAGCUUUUGUACUGGUUGAUGGUUGUAGGAUACAGCAUCCGAAAUAUAGAAGUGCGUUACGACAUGGAGCGCGUUUUGGGCAUGCCUGUUCAUUCUCAGAAGCUGGCAGAACUCUCCCCUGGUGACAACAAUCCAUGAGACACUUCACAAUUGGAAUCCUUGUAUGGCAAUAUCUCUGUAAUCACCUCGCGGGAUGCCCAUUUCUGCAUCCUGUUAAACUAGCAAAUUAUUCCUUCCC
Messenger RNA from Marchantia polymorpha subsp. ruderalis, 1785 nucleotides. The record is from the annotation of a GenBank genome assembly. NCBI's taxonomy places the organism in Eukaryota, Viridiplantae, Streptophyta, Marchantiopsida, Marchantiales, Marchantiaceae.